This is a messenger RNA of Ustilago hordei, 1338 nucleotides long. RefSeq lists its product as uncharacterized. NCBI's taxonomy places the organism in Eukaryota, Fungi, Basidiomycota, Ustilaginomycetes, Ustilaginales, Ustilaginaceae. Bases 1 to 1338 code for a protein of 445 amino acids. The transcript has a single exon. The record is from RefSeq and is a predicted model, not a curated record. Gene Ontology annotation, biological process: L-leucine catabolic process. Gene Ontology annotation, molecular function: 3-methylbutanoyl-CoA dehydrogenase activity; flavin adenine dinucleotide binding.
AUGGCUCCUACCGCCACCACCGUCGCUCCCAACGACGCCACCAACGUCGCUCCUACCGACGUCAAGGGUACCUCACGCAUCCAACCCGACCCUGAAGUCGUUCAGUACCCCAAAUUCGACAAAGACCCUGUCACACCCGAAGAGGUUUUCGCUCGCGCUGAACAAGUUUCUGAACUCCUCCACCAAGAUGAAGCCAUCCGUGACCGUGGCAACGUCGUCCCCUACCGUCAAGUUCAGCUCCUCAAAGAUGCCGGCCUGGUCACCAUCCUCGGUCCCAGAUCUGCCGGAGGAGCCGGUUUGACCUGGAAGGAAGCGUACCAAGUCAUCCGCAUCAUUGCUCGUGGCGAUGGCUCCCUCGGUCAACUCAUCGGCUACCACUAUCUCUGGUCUUGGACUGCUGCACUCGUCGGUACCGAAGAGCAGCGGGCCAAGUAUGAGGAGUGGAUCACCAAGAACAAGUACUUUGUCGGUGGUGCAGUUAAUCCCCGUGAUGCCGAUCUUAAGGUUCGUGAAGACGAGAAGAACCCCGACCAGCUGAUCUACAACGGCAAAAAGACUUUCUCGACGGGAAGCAAGAUCAGCGAUGUUACCAUUCUCGAGGGCUCUUUGCCUGAUGGUCAGCAUGUGUUUGCCGCUGUGCUAAGCAGACAGCCUGGUAUCCAGUAUGGCGAUGAAUGGGUCGACACCUUGGGUAUGCGUGGUACCCAAUCUGGCGGCAUUAGCAUCUCCAACGUUGUCGCCCCCUGGUCCGAUGUGCUAGGAUACGUCAACAAGCAAUUCCAACCCUUGGGUGCUUACAACACUCUCAACCUUCCCCAAAUCCAACUCGUCUUCACCUCUUUCUACCUUGGAAUUGCCGAAGGCGCACUCACCCGUGCCGCCGCUUACACAAAGGCAAACACCCGUGGAUGGCCCUACCAGCCCACACCUGUCGCUCGGGGCACCGACGAAGCCUACAUCCAAAUUGGUUACGGUGAUCUCCAAGCCAAACUCUGGGCUACCGCUUCGUUCAUCGAGAACGUAGUCAACGAAGCGAGCGAGAUUCUCCACACAAACCCCAGGCAGAAGAUCACGGAGGAACAGCGUGCUAAAUUUGCUGUCCGCGUAGCUGCCGCUAAGGUGAAUGCGGUUGAUGUGGGUCUAGCAAUCACGAGCCAGAUCUACGAACUGACCGGUGCUAGGGCUGUCGCUGGCAAGUAUGGUUUCGAUGUGGCGUUUAGGGAUCUGAGGACCCACUCGUUGCACGAUCCGAUUGCGCACAAGAGGGCCGAGGUGGGUAGGUUCACUCUGCAUGGUCCGGGUAAGGACGGAUGGCCUACUCCUACUUGGUAUACCUAA